Zootoca vivipara (common lizard) is the source of this 4902-nucleotide messenger RNA. It is a transcript of the gene KLHL12, whose product is annotated as kelch like family member 12. Gene Ontology annotation, biological process: protein monoubiquitination; COPII vesicle coat assembly. Gene Ontology annotation, molecular function: protein binding. Gene Ontology annotation, cellular component: COPII-coated ER to Golgi transport vesicle. The record is from RefSeq and is a predicted model, not a curated record. Lineage: Eukaryota; Metazoa; Chordata; Lepidosauria; Squamata; Lacertidae.
GCGCGCCAGAUGCGAAGGAGGAAGGAGACGUGUGGGCCUGAGGAGCCGAGCCGGGAAUCUCUCCCCUCACGGGGAGGGUGCGGCGGUGAGUUUGGACGGGGAAGGCCCCGAGGGCAGAAAUGCUGCGCGGCCUGCCCCCUUCCAUGUGCUGCUGAGCGGAGCUCCUGAGCCACCGCUCCCUCCGAGGGCUUCCACCGGCCCAGGGGAAGAGGUCAUUGAAGCCCUGGGCGAAAAGGGAGAAGGAGAGCUUCCCUUUUCGCUGAGCCACAGCUCCGUUCCCAGCCGUUGCUGAAUAGCCAAAUAUAUAGGUUACUCAUACUCUGAACCUACCUUCUCAACGCUAUUGUUGACUGGAGUAAUUCACUAUGGCUCCUAAAGAUAUAAUGACUAAUUCUCAUGCCAAGUCCAUUCUCAAUGCAAUGAACUCUCUACGAAAAAGUAACACACUUUGUGAUGUGACCCUUCGUGUGGAGCAGAAAGACUUUCCAGCCCAUCGUAUUGUGUUAGCUGCUUGCAGUGACUACUUCUGUGCUAUGUUCACCAGUGAGCUUUCAGAGAAGGAUAAACCCUAUGUGGAUAUUCAAGGGCUAACAGCAUCAACUAUGGAAAUAUUGCUGGACUUCGUAUACACUGAGACCGUUCAUGUGACAGUGGAGAAUGUUCAGGAGUUGCUUCCAGCAGCCUGUUUGCUUCAGCUGAAAGGAGUGAAGCAGGCUUGCUGUGAGUUCCUAGAAAGCCAGCUGGAUCCUUCCAACUGUUUGGGGAUUCGAGAUUUUGCUGAAACACACAAUUGUGUUGACUUAAUGCAGGCAGCUGAGGUUUUCAGCCAGAAGCACUUCUCAGAUGUAGUUCAACACGAAGAAUUUAUUCUCCUAAAUCAAGAAGAAGUGGAAAAGCUAAUAAAAUGUGAUGAGAUUCAGGUGGAUUCUGAAGAGCCUGUCUUUGAGGCUGUUAUUAAUUGGGUAAAGCAUUCAAAGAAGGAACGGGAAGCAUCCCUGCCAGAGCUUCUGCAGUAUGUGCGCAUGCCACUACUCACCCCACGCUACAUUACCGAUGUCAUAGACACUGAGCCUUUUAUUCGAUGUAGUUUGCAAUGCAGAGACCUUGUAGAUGAAGCGAAGAAGUUUCAUCUAAGACCUGAACUUCGGAGUCAGAUGCAAGGUCCCAGAACCAGAGCACGUUUGGGUGCCAAUGAGGUUCUCUUAGUAAUUGGGGGCUUUGGAAGUCAACAGUCACCUAUUGAUGUGGUGGAGAAAUAUGAUCCGAAGACACAGGAGUGGAGUUUCCUACCAAGUAUCAGCCGUAAAAGACGCUAUGUUGCCACAGUUUCCUUGCAUGAUCGGAUAUAUGUAAUAGGUGGUUAUGAUGGCCGUUCUCGCCUCAGUUCUGUGGAAUGUUUGGAUUAUACAUCUGACGAAGACAGUAUCUGGUACUCUGUGGCUCCCAUGAACGUUCGACGGGGCCUAGCAGGGGCUACAACACUAGGAGACAUGAUCUAUGUUUCUGGAGGUUUUGAUGGAAGUCGGCGCCACACCAGUAUGGAAAGAUAUGAUCCCAACAUUGAUCAGUGGAGUAUGUUGGGAGAUAUGCAGACAGCUCGAGAAGGAGCAGGACUGGUGGUUGCUAAUAAUGUUAUCUAUUGUCUUGGUGGUUAUGAUGGUCUGAACAUCUUAAAUUCUGUAGAGCGAUAUGAUCCCCACACUGGGCACUGGACAAAUGUCACUCCAAUGGCCACAAAGCGCUCAGGAGCUGGAGUAGCCUUGCUAAAUGAUCAUAUCUUUGUGGUUGGAGGGUUUGAUGGAACAGCACAUCUCUCCUCUGUGGAGGCAUAUAACAUUCGCACAGACUCAUGGACAACAGUGACCAGCAUGACAACCCCCCGCUGUUAUGUUGGAGCAACAGUCCUGAGGGGACGACUUUAUGCCAUAGCAGGGUACGAUGGGAACUCGCUUCUGAGCAGUAUUGAGUGCUAUGACCCUAUCAUUGACAGCUGGGAAGUGGUGACAUCGCUGGGAACCCAACGGUGUGAUGCUGGUGUUUGUGUGCUGCGUGAGAAGUGACCUUAGGGGGAAGGCCUUACGAGAGCACGCCUGUGGAACAAAGAGACUACGGGAGAAAGUACUGGCUCACUUGCAGCUAUUGCUCUUGGAGCUGUGGAUGCAGUGAGCAUUGCUAGCUGGCCUUGCGCUGCAGACCUUCAGUCUCAUUGUCAAAGCUACUGAUUCCAUUUAAAAAACAAUCCACACACAAGGCACUUUGAACUGAAAACAGAAAAAUCACAUGCUCAUGUAAUGCUAACCCUGUGGAAGCGAGUUGCCUAAAGCAGUAAAGGUGUCUAUGCCUUCUGGCCUGCUGCAUCUCUAGAGCAUUGGCACACACAAGGAAGUUUGAGCAUGGCACCAACGGUUUGUGCCUGAAUGUUUCCAUGUACCAAAUAUGCUGCAGUGCAGACAUACUGUUUGUGAGCAUUAUGUGGGCACACUGGGUUUGUUUUUGGAUGCUUUUUACGUUCUGCACAGACUUCCCCAUAGUGCUGGGGAAAAGAGCCAGGAACACAGGCUGAUGCAUGCAACUGAUAAAGACUGUGUGUUGGUGUAAGCAAUCUGGCCUUCCACCAUAACGGAAAAGGGGGCAGUGGAGACUAUAGCCUGCUGGAAUAUUCAGUCUUAUCUGCUGGGAAGAAAGGCAAGCAGACAGGAAGAAAAUACUGAAUUUCAUGUUUUUACCAAUUUUUCCUGAAGAGAGGGUGUGUGUUCUAGUAGUUGUGAACCAAAACCUGUUUACAUCUGCUAUCUAAGCCACGUUUUUUAGUGUUAGUGGAGCAGUGAAGUAGCAAAUCUUGACAUAUUGGCAGGAAAGAGUAUAAUGUGCUCUGGAAAGGGUGCAUCUGCCCAGGCCACUUAGGCUGCAUUGCAAAUGUCCCUUCAAUCUCCACAAAUCACUGAACUUCUCUUCUCAACCCCACACUGGUCUUAAGCCCGAUACCCUGUGCAGGCCUUCUGCAUGAGCAUUGUCAGCACAGGUUGUCUUACACUCAGCUUUUAUUGUGCUUCUGCUUUAGCACCAAAGUAGGAGCAUGAUAUUUCGUUAAGAGCACACUAAUGUUUACAGUGCAUUGUAGUUUUACCUGGUGACAUUUCUCUCCAUACCCAAUUACAACAAGGGAUUUCACGUGAACUGGAACAUUUGCUCAAGGCAUCUUUUGUGGCAUAUUUAUGAUUCUCCUUGCCUAUUUUAAUACCCCUCUGGUGUGUUCUGCAGCUUGUACUAGAUAUGUGAAUUCACACACCACAUUGCUGAAAUGGACACCUGAGCCUGUGGAUAAUGCGCCUCCAACCCCUCAUGGAUGUGCCCUAAACUUUCAGCAUGAUCCUGGAGCUCUCUCUCUCCCAUGACCCACUGAGCCUCUUCCUGUGUCACACAGCUCUAUUGGGAGCUAAGGGGUGAAUGUAUUUAUUUGCUGGGUGAUCUUGACUCCUUGCUUUGGGGAUAUGGUAGCAUGGGAGAAUGAUGCACUUUCAAAUAACACUGAGUUUAUAAGUCCUGUCCUAUCACAUCAGUGUUUGUGAUUCAUUUCUUACGUAUUUUUUAAUAAAAGUAUCUCUGGUACAUGUGAACAUUUGGUCUCUCUAAGUAGGUUGCCUUUAUUUUUGCAGUGCUAUUCUCUAAACAAGUUUUUAAAAUCUAAAGCCUUUGUUGGUGAAGUGCACCUUUUAUGUAAGCUUCUUGUGAAGAGGUGCCAACUGGGCAUUGGUGGAGUCUGCAUUUGCCCACUUUUCUCUUAAGUUCCUUUUUUUCUUUUACAUAUUUCUUAAAGAGAAAGUAAAGUGAUAGGGAUUAAGAAAAUGUUUAUAGAAUAAUAGAAUUGUAGAGUUGGAAGGGACCUUGAGGAUCAUCUACUCCAGGCUUCCACAACCUCGGCCCUCCAAUGUUUUUGGCCUACAACUCCCAUGAUUCCUAGCUAGCAGGACCAGUGGUCAGGGAUGAUAGGAAUUGGUAGUCUCAAAACAUAUGGAGGGCUGAGGUUGAGGAAGCCUGAUCUACUCCAACCCCCUGCAAUACAGGAAUAUGCAGCUGUCCCAUAUGGGGAUCAAACCUGCAACCUUGGCAUUAUCAGCACCACACUCUUAACCAACUGAAGAUUAUUUUUACUUUGAUGCGCAAAUUGCAUUUGUGGCUUUCUUAAUCUUGCAUAUCUUCGGAUCUCCCUUUCCACUCUUGCUUACAUUAUAGUAUGACCCCAUUGUGCUUUUCAGGGAGGGAACUGCCAUCUAUUAAGGCAGGCUCUGAAUGAAAUAAUUAAUGCAUCUCAUUGUCUGGAAAAGAAGUUGCCAAGAAAUAAUUCUGUGUGUUUUCCUACUCUUUUGAGCUCUUCCACUUCUCUCUGUAAUAUCUUACCACCAUAAAAGAGAUGCCGGGAGCUAUAGCCAGGUACCAUCGUCCUUAUACAAGAAGCCACCAUAUUCUUCCUCUUUAGUACUGUAUUUUUAAUCGAACUCAGUGAAAUACGUUACAGGAGAGGAAACGGGGUAGUAAUCUGAACACAGAACCCAUGGGCACAAUGAUUUGUUUGGAAGGCACAAUGGCCACAUGUGUGAAUGGAGUCACGUUUUAUUUUGGGACGACGACUUUCGGUUACAUCUACCCCUCCAAUCCCACCCGCCUUUGAAAAAAAAAAAAACAAAACCAUAACGGCACCUAUGCCAGCCUUCAAUAAUUCCCCAGUUGGCAAACAGGAACAAAGAAGAAUCAGCACUAGCAGGGCGUUCUUCUCAAAACGAAGUGGGAUGUGCGCUACCACCUUUCCUGGCAUAACGGGAAGCUGCCUUCCAUCCACGCAGACGUGUUCAUGAUAUCUUGGAAGCUGCCGCUUUUCCUCCCUGCUAUGAAGAAAAAGACUGC